This is a messenger RNA of Phaedon cochleariae (mustard beetle), 2472 nucleotides long. The record is from the annotation of a GenBank genome assembly. NCBI's taxonomy places the organism in Eukaryota, Metazoa, Arthropoda, Insecta, Coleoptera, Chrysomelidae.
AUGUGCGUGGAGGAACCUUCGAAUUUUGAGCACGUAGAUAUCGACGAGCCACAAGUAACCUCGGAAGACCCGAAUGAGAGAAAAUUGGCGAGAAAACUCCGAAUUGAAAGGAGAUGGACCGUCAUCAGAAGGACGAUAGAACCAGACGUGGAAGUUCUUUCACACAGAUCUCCCGUUCAGGUACAAGUCGCGAAAAGCGCCGAUAUUUUGGAAAAGUUCCUGCAAGAAGCAGACGAGUAUGUUUCCAAUGUUCGGGUUGCCAAUGAUGCCAGAGAAGUUGACAGAAGAGAGACCGAAGGAAUAGGGAGAGAAAAAGUUAUAGCCCAAUUGGAGGCUGAGGCUGAAGCAGCUAAACAGAUGUUUGAGGAAAUUGCAAUAAAAUGGUCAGUAAUUCAGAAAUAUAAUGAUCCUCUUCACAUAAACGAAGACGUAGUCAAUCAGAAAGAAAAGUGCGAUGCAUUGGUGAAACAGAAAGAUGGUAUUAUCGCCAUGCUGAGAGAAGAACUGAAAAAUUCAGAGAAGAAAUUCACGAAGGAUCAGAAAAAGCAAACCGAAGAUAUACAUAUUUUAACUCAGAGAAUAGAAAAGCAAAUAACAUUCAUGCGGAGUGCUUAUCAAAAUGAAUUCGAGUUGAUUGAGGAAGUAAUUGCAGCAGAAAGGCAAAAUUUCAUAGAUUCUCAUAACAGAAAAUGGGAAGAGCUAUAUAAAAAGAGGCAACAGGAGGAGAUAAAGAACUCUGAUAAGAAGUUUGAACAGCUGGAACACUUCAACAAAAACAUGAACAGGCUGCGUAUCGAUUUCCAAGAAAAGUUCAGGGAAACGAAAAUCAAACUCGAGAAUAAUAUAGAAAAUCUACAGAGAGAACUCGAAAGAAUCAAGGCUUUGGCUUUACUCAACAGCGAGAAACUAGAUUACAACUACCAGAUUCUCAAGAAGCGAGAAGAUGAAAAUAUCAUCAUCAAAUCACAGCAAAAAAGGAGGAUGAAUAAGCUUCAAGAUGUCAUCAACGACCUCAGGAAGAAGAUAACAGAUCACGAAACUACAACAAAUAAUAGACUCAAGAAAUUCAGCGAUGACAUCAAGAAAUUGCACAAAAACAUAUUGGAAGUAGAAGCAAAAGCUGAUCACUUCGCAAAAGUUAAUGACGAUAACUUCCACCAAAUCUGGGAAAUGAAUAGAGCCAAUUGCCAGAAAAUUCUAACGAAAAUUUUGUCAACCGACAAAAUUUUACACGAACAACAAAUGGGAAUGGUUUGGGUCCAACCACAACAGAAUUUGAUACAAAAAACUGCCUUACCAAGCUAUAAAGAUGCCUUGAAUGUUUUGGAUAGUCUUGCGCCAACUGCUAGUAAUAAGCCAAGUAUUAGUACACUUUCCGAUAUGGGGCAGAAAUCGAGAAAACAUACGAGUGCCGAUUUCGAAGAAAAUAAAACAAAAACACCACAUCAAUUAGAUUUGAAUCCCCAAUACAGAAAGUUGCUCAAGUACAUAUUGACUCUAGUGUCUGAAAAAUCAGGCUUUCUCACAGAAAACCGAUUGAAGUCGCUGAUAAAAAUGUACGAAGACGACCAAAAAACCUUGGUCAGAUUGGAUAGCGUUUUUGGCGCGUUGGGGAUACAAAGAGACGGCGAUAUCGACCUUUUGGUCAAAUACUUUUUACCCUAUUGUUACUGCCCAGUGUGUGCUGGGCAAGAUAAUGCUCAAGAUUCUGCGAUGUCCAGGUACGCAUCUCAAGUAUCCCAUUUAUCAUCUGCGUUCAGCAGAAUUGGUAAUGAUGAAGACUUCAUCGAAAUCGUCGAGUUGAACCAAGCUUUCAGCGCUAUACAACAGCCGUACCAUGUUAUCGAAGAAGUUGUUAUGGACUUAGUUACAUCUGAUAUGUACAUGGAAGACAAAGAAAUUAAUCAAGAUUCUCUAGAUGGGCCAGAAAAAUUAUGCGCAGUAGUUGUUUCAGAUCAGUAUUCUCCGGAUGUUAAAGACAAAAAACAGACCAAGAAAAAGACGUUCAUAAUGGAGGAUAAAGUAUUGUGUCAAUACAAUCAUCCUCUUGUGCUGAACUCUAUUUACAUUUUAGUAGCUUUGAAAGAUUUCGUGAUUGCUUAUUAUAAGCAGAACGAAGGCUUUCCUACAACUCGAGCGAGAUUAGAAAGAAAAAGGCACACUAUCUCUAGAUUACUCAAUAUAAAUGAUAUAAAGAUGUUUUGGGAAAAAUACAAAACAGUUUUCAAUGAGGAUCGUAUCAGAGUUUGGGAUGCCCUUUUAGAAGGUUUGAAACAUUACCAUGAAAUUUUGAAGGAGCGCAAGAAUAUGUGCGAAGAGGUGGUUGAGUUACGAAAACAGAACAACGAUUUGAAGAAACUCUUGGCUAAUUAUAUUGACCAUGGUGAAUUCAUGAGUUCUCCUUGUACACUAGACAAAGGACACCGUUUAAUUGCUUCACCUCCUAUAUUUUCUGAUGCAAAAAGGAAAUAA